Molecule: messenger RNA, 620 nt
Organism: Telopea speciosissima
Lineage: Eukaryota; Viridiplantae; Streptophyta; Magnoliopsida; Proteales; Proteaceae
Product: photosynthetic NDH subunit of subcomplex B 3, chloroplastic
Exons: 7
Coding region: 18-557 (179 amino acids)
Biological process (GO): P450-containing electron transport chain
Cellular component (GO): mitochondrion
Molecular function (GO): 2 iron, 2 sulfur cluster binding
Source: RefSeq, a predicted model, not a curated record
GAAAUCAGAGAAGAGAAAUGACUGCCCCUGCCUUGCAAUUGCAUUUCGUCUCUCUAUCCUUCAAACCCCGCGAAACUUCUGUAGUUCAACCGAAUUACCCAAAACCCAUCUCGUUUCCCUCUUUAAAGAAAUCCAUCUCACUUUCUCGCGCCAGAAAUCCGUCGGAAUCGGUGGCACCCUCGACGUCCGUACCUGAAAAGCCCGAAAUCGAGCUCGAAUUCAUAGGAUCAAAACCAGGGCCUGAUGGGUCGUAUCCGGUAGAGAGAGCUUCGGCGAUCAGUGGAGAGAAGUUGCUGAGGAACAUCAUGCUGGAUAACAAGAUAGAGCUCUACGGUACCUACGGAAAAGUGAUGAAUUGUGGAGGUGGUGGAAGUUGUGGAACCUGCAUUGUGGAGGUUAUUGAUGGCGAGGAUCUGUUGAACGAAAGAACAAACACUGAACUCCGUUACCUAAAGAAGAAACCCCAAUCUUGGAGGCUUUCUUGUCAAACUAUUGUUGGGAACAAGGAAAAUUCUGGAAAGGUUGUCAUCCAGAGUUUGCCCCAGUGGAAGAAAUGAUUGUGAACAAAGAGAUUGGUCAUGAAAGAAGGAUCUACAACAAAUGAUUAACGCAGAAUGAAU